AUGUGGGCACUUCGCCGAGCUUCGAAUUCUCUCAAGUUGCAAGGAGUGAGGUUAGCAACAGGUCGAGCCGGAUGUGUUAAACUGGAAACCAUCUGUGGUCAAUUGGAAGUGAACACUAAUAUUUACGAAACAGCUCCUUCAGCAGCAUACUCUACUUCUCUGUUUCCUCGCACUGCUACCGUGUCUUCAAAGCUCUGUACUGGGAUGCGCGGCUUGUCUUCCCAGGCUGGCGCUGACACUAGUAGUUCAUCUGAAGAUGAUAGUGACGAUGCAUUCUCUGAGCUGGAAGGUCCAGUGGUCAGCUCUGAUGCAGUUCAAGGCAAGAGGACUGCAUUUGAAGGAAAUGAAGAUGAAUUAGUUUCUGACCCUGACCUUUCUGAUGAUGAUUUCAUGGAAGAGGAUUCUCGGGAUGCAUUGGAAAUGUUGGAUACCGAAGCAGAUCCUGCUGAUAAGCUUUUGACAAGGAAGAAAGUCCCUUCAGAACUGUUCAAUGCCAUUGUUAAGGAUCCGAAUUCGCCCAUCGAAUCUGUUCUCAGUAAGUGGGUGGAAGAAGGGAAGGAGCUUGGAAAGCAAGAGGUCACUGCAGCCAUCCAUAGUUGUCGCAAACGUCGGAUGUUUGGGAGAGCAUUGCAGCUAUCUGAGUGGCUAGAGAAAAAAGAUGAAUUUGAUUUCAUUGAAAGGGACUAUGCUUCUCGCGUUGACUUGAUUGCCAAGGUACAUGGCCUGCAGAGUGCAGAGAACUACAUUGACAAGAUCCCAAAAUCAUUCAGAGGAGAAGUAAUCUACCGAACUUUUCUAGCAAACUGUGUCAUAGCAAGCAACGUAAAAAAAGCUGAGGAAGUGUUCGACAAAAUGAGGGACUUGGACUUCGAAGUCACGGCAUUUGCCUGCAACCAGCUCCUCCUCCUUUACAAGAGACUUGAUAAGAAGAAGAUAGCUGACGUCUUGCUCUUAAUGGAGAAGCAAAACGUCAAGCCCACACUUUUCACCUACAUGCUCCUGAUCGACACCAAGGGCUUGUCAAACGACAUGACAGGUAUGGAGGAGAUCAUCGAAACCAUGAAGGCCGAGGGACUCGUACCGGACCUCAGGAUUCAAGCCAUCAUGGUUCGACACUAUGUAUCUGGUGGGCUCCAUGAAAAGGCUGAGUCAAUUCUGAAAGAGAUGGAAGGUGGCAACUUGAAGGAACAUCGAUGGCUUUGCCGUGUGUUGCUCCCUCUCUACGCUUCCCUAGGGAAGGCUGACGAGGUGGCUAGGAUUUGGGAAAUCUGCAAGUCGAGCCCGAGACUAUCCGAGUGUGUCUCAGCAAUCGAGGCAUAUGGGAAACUGAAGCAAAUCGAGCAGGCUGAGGCCGUUUUCAACAAGAUGCAACAGAAAUAUAAGAAGCUAUCUUCCAGACAGUACUCCCCUCUCCUGAGGGUCUACGCCAACCAUAAAAUGCUCUCCAAGGGGAAGGAUCUGGUGAGGAAAAUGGGGGAGAAUGGCUGCAGAGUCGGACCACAGAUCUGGGAUGCGAUGGUCAAGCUAUACGUGGAGGCAGGCGAAGUCGAGAAGGCUGACUCCAUGCUGCAGAAGGCGGUGGUGCAGAACAAGAUGAAGCCGAUGUUUAACUCUUACAUGAUGAUAAUGGAACACUACUCGAAAAGAGGCGACGUGCAUAACACCGAGAAGAUGUUCGUCAGGAUGAGGCAGUCCGGUUACGUGGCUCGUACGAGGCAGUUCCAGGCUCUGGUGCAGGCUUAUGUGGCUGCUAAAGCGCCGGCUUAUGGGAUCAGGGAAAGGAUGAUGGCCGAUAACAUCUUCCCGAACAAGGCGCUGGCUGCUCAGCUGGCUCGGGUUGAUGCGUUUAGGAGGACUCCAGUGUCCGAUUUGCUCGACUAG
This is a messenger RNA of Linum trigynum, 1881 nucleotides long. Lineage: Eukaryota; Viridiplantae; Streptophyta; Magnoliopsida; Malpighiales; Linaceae. The record is from the annotation of a GenBank genome assembly.